AUGCAAGAGAUAUUGGCGCUAUCUUCGAUACCACUAUGGCAAUGCUUCCCCAUGUCAACAAUGUUUAAAAAAUCUGCCUUUUAUCAUCUUCGCACCAUUUCCCGCACAAGGAAAUACUUAUCAACGCAAACUACUGAGAUUCUUAUUCACGCCUUUGUAACUUCCAAACUCAAUCACUGCAAUUCUCUACUAUAUAAUGUCCCUAAGAACGUCAUCAAAAAGCUUCAAUCGCUGCAGAAUGCAGUUGCCAGACUGAUUACACGCUCUAGGAAGUGUGAUCACAUCACUCCCAUCCUCUUCGAUCCUCACUGGCUACCUGUUUCUGAACGAAUUAAAUUCAAGAUUCCACCACUUACCUUCAAGGCUCUGCAUCAGCAAUCUCCAACCUACAUUCAAGACCUAAUCCCCGCUACUUGCCGUCUAGAUCGCUUCGGUCAUCUUCUACGCUCAGUCUGA
This is a messenger RNA of Porites lobata, 456 nucleotides long. The record is from the annotation of a GenBank genome assembly. Lineage: Eukaryota; Metazoa; Cnidaria; Anthozoa; Scleractinia; Poritidae.